Hibiscus syriacus is the source of this 2840-nucleotide messenger RNA. Its product is annotated as linoleate 13S-lipoxygenase 2-1, chloroplastic-like. Gene Ontology annotation, biological process: lipid oxidation. Bases 16 to 2754 code for a protein of 912 amino acids. Lineage: Eukaryota; Viridiplantae; Streptophyta; Magnoliopsida; Malvales; Malvaceae. The transcript has 9 exons. Gene Ontology annotation, molecular function: protein binding; oxidoreductase activity, acting on single donors with incorporation of molecular oxygen, incorporation of two atoms of oxygen; metal ion binding. The record is from RefSeq and is a predicted model, not a curated record.
CUCGAAUCUCCGGAAAUGUUGAAGACACACGUUCACCAUCCCACCACUAACAAAUCCCUGCCAUUGCAUAAGCCAUUCCUACAUGGGACUACCUUUGCUUUUCCCCCUUUGAACCAGUACAAGCCUUCUUCUUCUUCUUCUUCUUCUUCUUCGUUGAGGAAGAAAGGCAAAGGUUUUAAAGCAAGGUUUGUUCCCAACAAAAUCAAAGCGUCGGUAGAGAGUUCCGCUGUUACUGAGGCCGUAGAUGCUCCUUCCGCCGCCGUGAAAGCUUCCGUGUCAGUUAGACAAACCGUCGGUGGUCUCAUAACAAACUUAGGGUUCCAAAGAGGGCUAGAUGAUAUACAGGAUUUGCUCGGUAAAUCACUUCUCUUGGAGCUCGUUAGUGCCGAGCUUGACCCCAAAACGGGACAAGAGAAGCAGACAAUCAAAGCUUACGCACAUCUAGUGAAACAACACGACGAAGAUGUGACGUACGAGGCGGAUUUCACGGUUGGUCCCGACUUUGGAGAAUUAGGCGCCGUCGUGGUGGAGAACGAGCAUCACAGAGAGAUGUUCUUGACGGAUAUCGUGCUCGACGGCUUCCAAGACUCCGAUCCUAUUACCGUCAGCUGUAACUCUUGGAUUCACUCCAAGUUCGACAAUCCCCAAAAGCGAGUCUUUUUCACUCACAAGUCGUACUUGCCGUCACAAACACCGAGCGGAUUGAACCGACUGAGGAUCGAAGAGCUGGAGGCAUUGAGAGGGAACGGCAUGGGACAGCGCAAGUCAUUUGAGAGGAUAUACGAUUAUGAUGUUUACAACGAUCUCGGCGACCCCGAUUCUGAUCCGAAUAAAAAGAGACCCGUGCUCGGCGGUAAUAAAGAAUUACCUUAUCCUAGACGGUGUCGGACUGGUCGUCCCCGCUGCAAAACAGAUCCUGAUUCGGAGAAGAAGAUCAACAUAUUUUACGUGCCAAGGGAUGAGUGCUUCGCGGAGGUGAAGCAAAUGACCUUCUCGGCAAAGACGCUGUACUCGGUGUUUCAUGCUGUGGUCCCAUCGCUGCAGACGGCGAUUGUAGACAAGGAGCUUGAAUUUCCGUACUUCACAGCAAUCGAUCAGUUGUUCAAUGAGGGGAUUCGCUUGCCUAACAUGGACGGAAAAAAUUUGUGGAAAACAGUUCUCCCUAGACUACUCAAGGUCAUUUCUGACAACAAUGCCUUGCGCUUUGAAACGCCGGAGACUAUGAAUCGUGACAAAUUUUUCUGGUUUAGGGAUGAGGAAUUUGCUCGACAGACGCUUGCCGGGAUCAACCCAUAUGCUCUUCGUUUGGUCACGGAAUGGCCAUUGAAGAGCAAUCUUGAUCCUGAAAUCUACGGAGAUCCGGUAUCUGCGAUCACCAAAGAGCUGGUGGAGCGUCAAAUAGGAGGAUACAUGACAGUGGAAGAGGCCUUGAAACAAAAAAAGUUGUUCGUCCUGGAUUACCAUGACUUGUUACUACCAUAUGUGAAGAAAGUGAGAGAGCUUCCCGGGACAACAUUAUAUGGGUCGCGAUCACUAUUUUUCCUAGGUCCUGAUGAGACCCUGAGGCCAGUGGCCAUCGAGCUAACUCGACCGCCUAUGGAUGGGAAGCCACAGUGGAGGGAUGUACAUACGCCGGCUUGGCAUAGUUCUGGUGUCUGGCUUUGGAGGCUUGCAAAAGCUCACGUGCUUGCUCAUGAUUCGGGCUAUCAUCAGCUUGUUAGUCACUGGUUAAGAACACACGCUUGUACCGAACCUUAUAUAAUUGCCACUAAUCGACAGCUCAGUGAAAUGCAUCCAAUCUACAGAUUGCUCCAUCCCCAUUUCCGUUACACAAUGGAAAUCAAUGCACUAGCUCGAGAGUAUCUUAUCAGUGCUGAUGGGAUCAUUGAGACCUCCUUCAGCCCUGGCAAGUACUCUAUCGAGCUUAGUUCUGUUGCUUAUGACCUUCAAUGGCGAUUUGAUCAUCAAGCGUUACCUGCAGACUUGAUUAGCAGGGGGUUGGCUGUUGAAGAUCCUGAAGCUCCUCAUGGCCUGAGGUUAGCGAUCAAGGAUUACCCUCUUGCCAACGAUGGACUUGCACUCUGGGAUAUUCUCAAAGAAUGGUUUUCUGAUUAUGUGAACCAUUACUAUCCGGAUGCAUGUAUAGUGGAGUCGGACGAAGAACUUCAAGCAUGGUGGACAGAAAUUCGUGAGGUCGGGCACGGUGACAAGAAAGAUGAACCAUGGUGGCCUGUCCUCAAAACACCAGAAGACUUGAUCCAGAUCGUUACAACCAUCGCUUGGGUAACCUCGGGUCAUCAUGCAUCCGUCAACUUUGGACAAUAUACAUAUGCCGGUUACUUCCCCAAUAGGCCAACAAUUGCUCGAAAGAAUAUGCCAACCGAAGACGCAACCGAAAAAGACUGGGAACUCUUCAUGAAGAAACCUGAAGCUUUACUCCUAAAGUGCUUCCCUUCACAGAUUCAAGCUGCUACAGUGAUGGCAAUUUUGGAUGUGUUAUCGAAUCAUUCUCCAGAUGAGGAGUACUUGGGAGAAAAGACGGAGUUGGCUUGGGCUGACAAUCCUGUGAUCAAAGCAGCAUUUGAAAAGUUCAAUGGGAGGUUAAUGGAGCUUGAAGGAAUUAUUGAUGAAAGGAAUGCAAACCAGGAUUUGAAGAACAGAAAUGGUGCCGGGAUUGUGCCAUACGAGUUUUUGAAGCCGUUCUCCGAGCCUGGGGUCACUGGGAAGGGAGUCCCAUAUAGCAUCUCCAUCUGAGGUUAAUAUCUCGAAUGUUGUAUUGUGAGCAUUAUGGAUGUUCAUCUGCCUUAAGGGUUAUGGAGAAAUAAAACGUUUUUACGGCA